Molecule: messenger RNA, 1652 nt
Organism: Danaus plexippus (monarch butterfly)
Lineage: Eukaryota; Metazoa; Arthropoda; Insecta; Lepidoptera; Nymphalidae
Gene: Hmgc
Product: hydroxymethylglutaryl-CoA lyase, mitochondrial
Exons: 6
Coding region: 549-1553 (334 amino acids)
Biological process (GO): ketone body biosynthetic process; L-leucine catabolic process
Molecular function (GO): hydroxymethylglutaryl-CoA lyase activity
Source: RefSeq, a predicted model, not a curated record
AAUAAUUAUGUCAUGGAUAUUGCCUAUCAAGUUUAACAUUUUUAUCUGUAUUUAGAAGGUUUUAAAUAGAAGCAAAUACCUUACUAACUGUGGAAUGAAUGAAUUAGCAAUGAUUGACAUACAAAAUCGGGGAGUAUCUGAAAAGUAAUGUCGAAUAUUUAAAAAAAGUUUAACAAUUUCUCUGUUUUCAAAUUGUUAUAAAUAUAAACAAAAGAUUUUUCAGGACAAACAUUUUUCUAUUAGCAUUUAGAAUCUCAGACGUAACAUAAAGAAUUUUGCCAUUAAACAAAUGUUUUCUUAUUAUGUGGGCAAGUAGUAAUUUUUAAAUCGUCAAGCAUAAAAACCACUCUUAAAGCGACUACAAUAAAAUAUACUUUCGUUUAACUGAUGAAUUGUUAUCAACAGCAGCAAAAAAUAAAACACUGAUUUAAAAUGACAUUAACGCUACAGAAAUGAUAAGAAAUUACAUUUCAUUAAUUAGACACUAUGUAUGUUAUAUUCCGUGCUUCAACAAGUUUACUAAGUGAGAGAUUUUUUUAAAUAUUGCGAUGCGAUUUUUUAAGAAAUCAUUGUUGAAAUAUUCAACAAUAUCUACAUCUCGAAAGAUUAGUCAAGCGGUUCCAGAUAUUCGAAUAUACGAAGUAGGUCCAAGAGACGGUCUUCAAAAUGAGUCUAAGUUUGUACCAACUGAUAUAAAAGUAGAACUUAUUCACAAACUCUCUGAAGCAGGAAUCAAAGAUAUUGAAUGUGCCAGCUUUGUAAGUCCAAAAUGGGUAAAACAAAUGAGUGAUGGUACUGAAGUUAUGAAAACUAUCAAAAGGGUACCUGGUGUUAACUAUCCAGUAUUAAUACCCAAUCUAAAAGGAUAUGAGGCAGCUAAACAAUGUAAUAUUGAAGAAAUAGCAAUAUUUCCUGCUGGUUCAGAGGGUUUCUCUCAGAAGAAUUUAAAUUGUUCUAUAGAAGAAGGAUUAAAACGGUUCAAACUGGUCGCUGAUCAGGCUAUUAAAGAUGGAAUGAGAGUCAGAGGUUACGUUUCAUGUGUUGUAGGCUGUCCCUAUGAUGGUCCAAUAAAUCCAAAAGGGAUUGCCAAGAUAACUGAAGAGUUGUUUACAAUGGGUUGCUAUGAGGUAUCACUGGGUGACACUAUCGGAGUGGGAACAGCCGGCUCAGUGAAGAAAUUAAUGAAUGAGGUUAUAAAAGUAGCAACACCUGACAAAAUAGCACUUCACUUCCAUGAUACAUACGGACAGGGGCUAUCUAACUUACUGGCUGGGUUGGAGUUCGGUAUUAAAACUGUGGAUUCGUCUGUGUCCGGACUUGGCGGGUGUCCGUAUGCCCGUGGUGCGAGCGGGAACCUUGCUACUGAGGACCUUGUAUACUUUCUCUACGGGCUAGGAGUGAACACUAACAUAGACCUGGUCAAACUCAUAGAAGCUGGCCGCUACAUAUCAAACUUCCUCGCAAAACCGACCGAGUCCAAAGUCAACCGUGCCAUCGGGGAUAGAUUUAAAAAUCAUAAAGAUAUUAUAAAAAUAGCGUCUUGUACUUUAUAAGAGAACAAAGAAUUGCAUUGUAAACAAAGAGAAAAACACAUGUAAAUAGUGAUGUAUAUAUUUAUGUUUGUGCAAUAAAACAAUGUUUGUAUUCAUAAA